Messenger RNA from Trichoderma breve, 1311 nucleotides. RefSeq lists its product as uncharacterized. The coding region runs from base 1 to 1311 and encodes 436 amino acids. The transcript is spliced from 7 exons. The record is from RefSeq and is a predicted model, not a curated record. NCBI's taxonomy places the organism in Eukaryota, Fungi, Ascomycota, Sordariomycetes, Hypocreales, Hypocreaceae.
AUGAAUUACAUCAAUGCACUUAUUGCUUAUGGAAAUUUACCCGCAGAGACUCCCUGCGUAAGCACUGGAAGUCUUGUCUCUUACGAAAGGCUGCAGGUCAUUCUGUCCCUAAUCCGGCGACACGAGGAAGGAAACGAAGAGCCUGUGAUCAAUGUGCAAGCAUCAACGGAAGAUACUUCUCCUUUGGAAAUGCUCCAUCGUUUGACUGGAACUGAUGGUGAACUUAUGGUAGCUGCCAAACCAACCUUGUCAAUGUCGCUGGCGUUGUCGCCAUUCACCCUAGGAGCUCUCACAACUAAUUCAAACCCCCUCAACUACUCUUGCUUCGUUUCGGACCAAGGAAGUAGAGGGUUAUACUUUCAAGCCUUUGAAACUGAACGCUUUGAGUUUCUUCUCAACUUCACUUUAUGCGGAGGCCUCGACAUUUCGUUUAACUUUCUUACUUCGUCGGAGAAAGUACCUGGCAACGCUUAUUUCGAUAACUUCUUGACUAUCGAUGACUUACUAAGCAUCGACUACGAGGCCGGUAGCAAAUGGGUUAAAGCUUCCGAAGAGAGGAGUCGUGCGACCAAAACUAUGGAGUGGUUGUUCGACCCUCUUCUAUCACAAACAAAGGCAAUAUGCGAAAAGUUGCUCAAUUUACCUGGCAUCGACAAGCUUGUAACAGGUAACCACUUACAAUCAUUGGACGAACAAUGCCUUGAGUUCUUCAACCCCCUGAAUCUUCGGGCUUGCGUUUCCAAGUACCCAAAUGAUGCUCAAAAUGCUCGAAAAUGGUUGGAGCCUGUUGAAAGACUGGUAUUUGCAUUGCCGUGGCUGUCGCGAGAAACUCAGGGUAGUCAGGCAGAUCCCACCUUGACGCGAUAUACCAAGCUAAGAAUAUUACAAACGACCGUAUUAAUGUGUGCUUUGCAAACAUGGGAAGGAACGGAGAAGGCGAAGGAAAGGAUCAGAAAGCUUCGAUAUCCGUACGUCGCCCAAGCCUCUCAAGAGCUAGCAUACCAUCGGCCUGAUGAACAGAUAGGUUCGGACUUGGCUGCAACGCUACGACACUGGGAUGAAUUUAUCUUCGAAGAACAGAUACUUCGCACCAAAACCUACGUCUUUCUGCUUGACACGGCCUUUACCAUCUUCCAUAUGACACCCCCCCGUAUCACUGUUCCUGAUUUAGAUCUCAGAUCUUGGGGGAUUUAUCUUGAUUUCAGCGAUACAUUCCAUCAUAUUUUGCCAACAGAUCUCUUGUUUCUCUUCACAGAAUACGAUUACGCCACUUUUCAAUUCUUUAGACAAAUGGCUGUCAUUGUGGAAUAA